Molecule: messenger RNA, 2880 nt
Organism: Westerdykella ornata
Lineage: Eukaryota; Fungi; Ascomycota; Dothideomycetes; Pleosporales; Sporormiaceae
Exons: 2
Coding region: 1-2880 (959 amino acids)
Source: RefSeq, a predicted model, not a curated record
AUGGCUACGAAGGCGGCCUCGAUAGGGUCUUUUGGGAAGAUGCAUACGGCUGGAAUCUUCUCGGACAUGACGGUGGAUGGGCCCAAUAUUGGCACGCUGGUCGUGAUCAUGGACAGAGCGAAGAACCUGCCCAACCGACGAAGCAUGGGAAAACAAGACCCCUACUGCGCUGCAAGACUCGGAAAAGAAGCAAAGAAGACGACCACGGACAAGCGGGGAGGCCAAACACCGCGAUGGGACCAGGAGCUACGUUUCACCGUGCAUGACUCGCCCGAUUACCAGAGUCUGAAGGUCUCGGUAUUCAACGACGACAAGAAGACCGAACUGAUCGGAGAAACUUGGGUCAGCCUCGAGAACGUAUUGCUACCUGGCGGAGGACAGAGCGAUGGCUGGCAUGGAUUGAAUUGCAAGGGGAAAUAUGCCGGAGAGAUUCGGAUUGAGCUCACAUACUACGAUACGCGACCGAAGGCGGAGAAAGUUGUGGAGAAGAGGAGGGAAACCGCACGUCCGGAGAACGGGAGCCCUGCGGUUGGAGGACCGCGCGACAGCACUCCUGUGAAAAGAAGACCGCUUCCCGCUGGGCCUGCAGGUGCGGCGCCCUCUCCUGGCGGCACUCCAGAACAUCGUGGACUCCAAGGAGCGCAGUCUGGUCCGCGCGCAUAUCAGACUCCUCCACAGCAGCACAGGACAAACGAGCAUACUCCGGCAGCUCAGCACCGAAGUCACCAGACUGAAAUUCAGCCUUCCCGGAGACCACUGCAGGACGGCUCUUCUCUCAAUGGGGCUCCAGUACCGGGCCCCCACACUCCUCAGCAUCACCAACGGACGCCACAACCAGUGCCGGAUCCAUAUGAUGCAUCACCCAACCCAUCACACCAGUCGAGUCAUAAUACUCCACAGUAUGACCGAUCUGGUUACGACGUAUCAUAUGCUGCACCCAAGCCAUACGAAACGCAGACUGACCCAGCCCCACAGCAAAGGGAGCAGUCGCAUCGCGCUGUGCUACAGGAUAACUACAGGUCGUCUCAAGGUCGCCUACCAGAGCACGAAGUGAUGCCCCAUUCCUAUUCAGCUCCAGCAGUUCCGACGCAGCAUACGGAUGGGUAUCCUAACAAUCACCACAGCCCCCAACCAGCUGCGCAUUCUUAUUCCCAAAUCCCGUACCAGGAUGCGCCGAUCCAUGUGGAGCCCUUGAGGACAAGUCGCAGUCACGAUGCCGGAUUUGGACAAAGCCCAGGACGAGAUCCUUACUAUGCGCCUAACAGUUAUGAUCCUCCGAACGGAUUUGACCCCUCCAUGGCAUACUCCCGCUCUCCAGCUGGGAUGCAACCAACCGUGGAAGACGACGACGAGGUUCCGCCGCCUCCCCCAGUGCAUAGGAGCAAUGCGCACACAGUCACGCAGCCUCACCAUGACCGACCCCCCACCUAUCACAGCGAUGCACCCUCUCCUCUCAACAUAAACAGGUACCGUGAAGAACCUCAAAAUGGCGGCUACGACUCCUCAAACCAGCAAUAUUAUGGCACUCCGCCUUCUGCAGAACGACGAUACACACAUCCCCAAUCUGCUAGUCGUCCGGUAUCUCGAGAUGUCAUGGUCCCGUCGCCAUUGAGGGGUGAGGUGACUAUGCUGCCAUCAAGCUUAGUACCUGGCUACGAUGCUUCUCGUGAAGAGAAUGGUCUUGUCGCAUAUGAGCCUGAUGUCUAUCAAGCAGCACCAUCCUACGGAACCCCGCAACGCUUACGACAGCAGUCAGAGCCCAAUUAUGCGCACCCCCCUCAAUACGAAACUCCUCCACAACACCCUCCGCUUUCUCAUCAACCGCUACCAAUGGCAGAUGCGCCAGACUAUUAUCCCCAUGCUGCUCCUGAAGAACCACGCCACACCUCUCCAGUACAGGACCAUCUGCCCCUCGUCAAACCCCGAGCUGUGAGUCCUCAUGAAAGCCAGAGCCCGAACUACCGGACCUCCCGUACCAACCUCCGAAGUAUGCCAACGCGCAAGUCUGUGUCGCCUCGGCCUCCACCUUCCGCGGAUUCGGGCGAACGCCGACUCUCCGGCGUACCCUUCGACCCCGACAGUUUCGACGUCUACAACCCAAGCGUCGCCAGCAAGAAGACACAGUCGAGUUCCAAUAACAUUGGAAACGGUGCAGACCGCAGUGGAGCGGUCGAAGUCAAUGAGAAAGGCCAAAUUGUCACUUUCAGCGGUCGCGUCAUCGAUGCGUCCGACCACCUUCCCCUCGAUAGCUGGGCACCGGAACCCGAACCAAAGGGGACGAUAAAGGAACGUCCGGUAAGAGAAAGGCCCGUGCUGAGCGGUGCGCGUGACCUCGACGCCGCGAGACAAAGAGAAAAGGAGUACCGCCGUGACAGACUGGAAAGGGAAAGGAUUCGUAAUGCUGUGGACAGUAUCCAUGCGGAUGGUGGAAACGGGAGCCCGUCUAACAGCUCCGCACUCGUGCCAUCCAGACAUCGCUUUGGAGACAGUGUCGGAGGUACUUCAUCGUCCAUGAAUACCAGCUCAGCGAUGGUGCUGCAUGGGACCGAAUCCACCUCUCCCGGCUCCGCAGGACGUAAUAGACUGCAGAAACGAAGCCCGAGACCAGCAUCUUCCUACAUGGCCUCAUCUUCCCAAUCAGAUAUACACAUGCCGAAUACCAAUGGCUACGGCAGCGGUCCCCGGCACAGCGCUAACGUUAGACACUCAGUCGCCGCUGCACCGCCUAUACCAGCCAAGAUCCCGCUGGAGGACGGACCGCCCGUCGAAGGGGACCUAGCGGCUCUGAGUCUUGAGCUACAGAGUAUCGAUAUCGGCCCCGCGAGUGGGGGGAGGGCGAGGGGCACGACGAGGAGGAGGUAUGGGGGAGGAGGAUACUGA